AUGGGGGUCUUCAGACUGAGUCUACUGCUGGUGGCCGCCCUGCUGAUGUGCCACGCCCACCCUGCCACCGAUAAAUCACUCUCACUGGAGGACACAGACCUGGACAACGAACCUGGUGAGAGUGUGAAGGAAUCCCAGGUGCAAAAGCGAUCCGGCAGCUUCGACUAUGUGGCGCACCUGAAGUCCGGCCUGCUGUCCGGAAUUGGCCAGGCCUCCGCCUCAAUCGCCUCCGGCAGUUCCGGCGGAAGCAGCGGGGGCGGGGACAGCUACAAGUCCCACGAGAUUGUUGUCCAUGGCAACUCGGUGGACUACGACCCCUGGUCGUUCAAGAAGUCCGUGCUGAACACCAUCUUUCAGGCGGUCAAGGCCAUCACCGGCGGGGUCACCGCACUCAAGGGUCAGCUGAUCAAGGGCAGCGGCUAUGCGUUGAGUGCGGGCGGCAACCUGGUGGCCGCCGGUGGGGACAAGGUCACCGACGUGGGCAAGUCCAUCAUCAACUCGGCGCACAUCAACUCGCACACCUACGCCACUAGUCACUCCUCCGGCGGCGGCGGUCUGUUCGCCAAGCUGACCUCCUUGUCGGGCGCCUCCUCCGGCGGCAGCAGCGGUCACAAGACGGUCUGCCCUGGACCCGUCCUGCACCACGAAACGAUCACCACGUACGAAAUACCCACCGGCCACGCCAGCUAUGGACCCCCCUCGAAGCCGCCCUCCUACAGCAGCGCCACCCACCAGUACCUCCCGCCGGUGGGCGGGGCCAGCUACAGCGGCGGAGCGCCCUUCAGCGUGAGCCACCCGGCGGCCUUCGAGUCGCCGCCCAGCAACUACCUGCCAUCGGCCUAUGGACAAGAUGCAACAAGUGCAAAUAGCAAUGACUUUAACAUCUAUGGACGCCACGCAAAGUUGUCGGAUGAGGAGGCUCGAAAGGCGGCUCUGCAGCUCCAGGAGAUCCUCAGCAUGCUGCCCAAUGGAAAAACUGAGUAUACGGCCUCGAAAACGGGCUUGGACACAGGUGCACCCACGGGAACGGGUUUGGAACAGGCGGAGAUUUAUAAUAGCUAUGGUUUACCUUUACCCAACAACCUGGGCACCUUGGAGUCCCUUUCGCACACGGAAUCCAUAACUGCUGCCUAUAAUCCGGCCUCUAAGAAUCGCGAUGUUUACCACCAAAUGGCCAAGAGACCGUCUGCUGAGGAGCUCUACAUUCAGAAGCAUCCAAAUGAGGGUUAUGAUUAUCCACCACCUGGAGCAGCUGCACCACCGCCACCACCACCGCCGCCAGUUUCCGGGGACUAUAGGGUGGAGAACUAUCAUGCCUCGAAGAGCAAUGCCCUCAAGGAUCUGACGCCCAUUAUAGCCGCCUUGGAGGUGGCCAAGAAGGGUAAUAGCCACGGAAGUGGACCCGUCUACUCCAUCGAGAAGCAGGUUCACAAGCAGUCACCGCACUUCCAGUAUCUACCGCCAGUGGUGCAGAAGUCCAAGUAUGUGUAUAGUGCACCACCAUCAUCGUACCACCCAGGACACAGCGGUGGUUACAAGGUGCGCCGCCAGGUGGCGCCAGGCGGCAAGCACGGGAAGCGCGUCUUCCGGCCGCAGGACUACGAGAUACAGGAUCUGAUGUUCAAUCGCCUGCUGGAGGUCUAACGGGAGAUCGCCUGUAGUCCUUAGCUUAUAGUCCUCUAAGUCAUGUCCAGCAUUUACCUAUAACUUAUUUAUGUUAUGUCGUUAUCGCAAUCUUUAAUCGUAAUUAAUAAUUUAUUGAGCUCCCCAGAAAAGGCUGGCAAUAAAGCAAGCCCCAGAAAUUGCA
Molecule: messenger RNA, 1807 nt
Organism: Drosophila suzukii
Lineage: Eukaryota; Metazoa; Arthropoda; Insecta; Diptera; Drosophilidae
Source: RefSeq, a predicted model, not a curated record